CGACACUUCUGACACGACGUGAGUCGUGAGCUGUGGGUAAGACAUCAUAGAGCAGAGUUACGAGCAGAGCAUGAUCACAUAUAUACGAAGAAUCCCUCGCUCGCUAAGGUAGGUCAUCAUCCCGCAACAAGCAUACCAAUCCACCAGACAAAUCUCCAAUCAAGACUUCAAUACAUCUCCACCACAACACUAUCCAUCCCAAAACCAACAAAAUGUACUACUCUACUAUCCUCGCCGCCUCUCUGGCCUCUAUCGCAGCAGCAGCACCAGCCAAGCGCGAGUCCUACGCCGCCGACCUCCCAGGCACCUUCGAAAUCUCCAACUUCGUCUUCGGCUGCACAGUCGGCUGCAACUACAACUUCGACCUCACCGUCUCGGGCUCCGCCGAAAACCACCCAGCCGUUGCGCCAACAUACGUCAAGUGCUCCGGCGACCUGGAGAGCACCGACUACGUCCAAUGCGGCGAUGUCAGCGAAACUCAGCGACUCUACGCAUACAUCGAGAAGGACACCAACGAGCUGCACCUCCAAUACGAGGUCCAGAACUACAACACUGGAGCGAUUUACCGAUACUACGGCGAGGAGAUUGUCUACGCGGCCACGAGCGAGGAUGCUGAUAAGCAGGAGGAGUGCUUUGAGGUUAAGGAGAACCGUGCUACCGGUGUCCUUUAAAUGAUUAAUGCAGGAGAAACUCAGCAUCAUGAUGAUUAACGAAGGCAUUUUUUUGCAUAAUGUAACCGAAUAGACAAAGUCAACAGCAUUGAGAUGCACUGUACGCUGGGAUGGUACAGCAUAACCCAUCAAUCAAAUCAUAUUGUCUACCACGAUCCACCACUACAC
Cercospora beticola is the source of this 839-nucleotide messenger RNA. RefSeq lists its product as uncharacterized. The record is from RefSeq and is a predicted model, not a curated record. NCBI's taxonomy places the organism in Eukaryota, Fungi, Ascomycota, Dothideomycetes, Mycosphaerellales, Mycosphaerellaceae.